GUGUAGUAAGUGAAGGGGGCGGAGGGGGGAGGAGGGUGCAGCUCUCUCUGCUACGUCAGCGCACAUCACAGGGGCACACAGGACCUUUUCGCUUCAGGUACUCGGGGUGACUCCCUGCACGGAAAAAACAGCGAAUCCCGGUCACCCUUAAACGCGCUGACCUUCCCUCCACAAAGGAUUUGGUGUCAGAGCGCACACUGGCCAGAGGUCCAUCAGCAGCAGUGCAGUGGAGCAGGGAGCUGACCGCGGUGCUGAAUUCAUCAGCUAACAGAGAUCCCCAUUGCACACUCAUGUGCCUGGGCCGCUCCUGAUAGCUCCCAUUCCUAGCAGCAACUGACCAACACUUCCACAUCCAAGAUGGACGACGACGGGCGUUACAGAGACAGCCGCUCAGACUUUGUCCGCGGCGCCAAGGACAUUGCCAAAGUCGCCAAGAAACAGGUCGGCAAGAAGAUGGGGCGCGGCGUGGACAAAAUGGCCGACGAGUACACCAAGCGCUCCUACAAACGCUUUGAGGAGGAAGACGAUGAUGAAGACUAUGGCGGUGUGCCUAGCAAUGCCGGCGGAUAUUACCGCAAUGACAGCCGAGCCAAUGAUGAUGAAGGUCACAGCGAUUCCACUGAAGGACAUGACGAGGAUGAUGAGAUCUACGAAGGGGAGUACCAGGGCAUCCCGAGGGCUGACUCGGGCAAGACCGGCAGCAUGGAUGGGGUGACGGCCACCCAGGCGCAGCAGUUCAGGGAUCUGUCGGCCUACGAGGGCGAGAGGAGGAAAGACCAGGAGGAGCUGGCCCAGCAGUACGAGACCAUCCUGCAGGAGUGCGGCCACGGGAAGUUCCAGUGGACGCUCUACUUUGUCCUGGGGCUGGCGCUGAUGGCGGACGGCGUGGAGAUCUUUGUGGUCGGCUUCGUUUUGCCCAGCGCAGAGAAGGACAUGUGUCUAUCGGAGCCCAACAAGGGCAUGCUGGGCUGGAGUUUCCAGAUGGGCUCGGCCUACCAGUUCCACAGCUGGCGUGUCUUUGUGCUGGUGUGUGCCUUCCCAUCCGUGGCGGCCAUCUCCGCCCUCACCACAAUGCCCGAGAGCCCCCGCUUCUACCUGGAGAAUGGGAAACACGACGAGGCGUGGAUGAUUCUGAAGCAGGUCCAUGACACCAACAUGAGGGCCAAGGGUUACCCAGAGAGGGUCUUCUCUGUGACCACCAUUAAAACAGUGAAGCAGAUGGAUGAGCUGGUGGACCUGGGCGAUGGAGCCGCCUGGCAUCAGAAAUGGAGGAUAAAGCUCACGACACUUUUCCAUCAGGUGUGGAGUAACUUCCAGACUGUUUUCUCCCCCGAGUAUCGCCGCACUACCUACAUGAUGAUGGCCGUGUGGUUCUCCAUGUCCUUCAGCUACUACGGUCUGACAGUGUGGUUCCCCGACAUGAUCAAGUACCUGCAGAAGCAGGAGUACGCCUCGCGCACCAAGGUUUUCGUCAAGGAGAAAGUGGAACAUGUCACCUUUAACUUCACUCUGGAAAACCAGGUCCACCGCCAGGGAGAGUACUUCAACGACAAGUUCAUGAACCUGAAAAUGAGAUCUAUGGUAUUUGAGGACUCGCUGUUUGAGGAGUGUUACUUUGAGGACAUCACCUCCAGCAACACCUUCUUCAAGAACUGCACCUUUAUCGCCACCCUCUUCUACAACACAGAUCUAUUCAAGUACAGGUUGGUCAACUGCAAGCUAAUCAACAGCACUUUCUUGCACAACAAAGAAGGCUGCCUGCUCAGUGACGUCAGCGAUGAGAACAAUGCCUACAUGGUCUACUUCGUCAGCUUCCUGGGUACCUUGGCUGUGUUGCCAGGCAACAUCGUCUCCGCGCUGCUCAUGGAUAAGAUCGGACGGCUGAGGAUGCUAGCGGGCUCCAGUGUGAUCUCUUGCGUCAGCUGUUUCUUCCUGUCCUUCGGCAACAGCGAGUCAGCCAUGAUUGCUCUGCUCUGCCUGUUCGGGGGAAUCAGCAUCGCCUCCUGGAACGCCCUGGAUGUGCUGACCGUCGAGCUCUACCCCUCUGACAAGAGAACCACGGCUUUCGGCUUCCUCAACGCCCUCUGUAAAUUAGCGGCUGUUUUAGGCAUAAGCAUCUUUACCUCCUUCGUUGGUAUCACCAAGGCUGUGCCCAUCCUGUUCGCUUCGGGGGCGCUGGCGGCGGGCAGUUUUCUGGCCCUCAAACUACCAGAAACGCGGGGUCAGGUGCUGCAAUAGUGUGGCGCCAACAACUUUCCCAGGGGGUGGGGCAGAAGAGUUUUCACCACACUGUGAAUGAGCAGCUCAAGAGCCCUCCAGAUCCUUACCUCUGACCCCUGUCUCAUGAUUAUAGAGUAACGUUUGUGCACAGAUGCAGAUCUGCUGUAAAUAUUCGGGAUUGAUGAUUAUUUGAUGGGUGAUAGUGACGCUGUGACAAACCAUUAAAGUACCUGAAGAAACGUCAAACUGAGGCAAAUUUCUGAUGAAGUAAAAGUAAUAUUAACAUGUUCAGUGAGAGCAUGACACUUCAUAUGAUAGAUUUAGAUUCGGCCCCCCUGAUAUAAGUCCAUACACCUGGGGUUGGAGGUCAGGAGAUGGGGGCUCUUGAUAAAGAGCCAUGCAAAUAGACUCAUAGAAAUGACCACUAGCCAUUGUUGCAGAGUUCUCUGUAGUCACCUCCAUUCUUCUGAGCAAACUCACCUGUCAAGUCUUGAGUACUUUGCCAUUGUCGGACAUAGAAUCAAAAAUGCGACAUCUUCUGCCUUGAUUUGAAGCAUUUUUGACUUUGCGGGGUAAAACCAAGACACACCUCUCUUGGCUUUCUCUCAAACAAAGACCUGUCCUCAUUCUUUAUCUCCUGAGGUCUUGUGUUGAUGUACAGACUAACUGCCAUUUUUAUAGAUAGAACAUUCCAGGUUUGCUUUUGUUGAAGUUAGUGUGCGACAAGGAGAUCAAUCGAGCCCCUUCUCCCUUUAAAGCAUUGUUUCCGAUCACCUCCGAGCAGCCAUGAGACCGUCCAGAUCCGUUAACAGACACGUCUCCCAUGCCAAGUGAAGAUUUUGUGUUGUCAUGGUCACCAUUUCAUCUUAAAGAGUAAGUUCAAGUGUACAUUUAAAGCACAACCAUUUGCCAGUGUGAAUGUCCCUAACAUUUUCUUGACUCGAUGAAAAUGUUCAGAAUCUCACACUCAGUCACCAGUUUUUCAAUCAUACUGUAUAUCCCUUUGUAAGAAAUGCCUUUUUAGUCCCUCCCCUCCCAGGCUUACAGUAUGUUUGUCUCUUAUAAUAUAUGUUUUGGAGGGUGUUAUGCAUGUCACAAAGUAUGUAUGUAAAUUUAUGACAACUGAGAGUACAACAUGUAAAACAGCGUUCUGGACAAGUUGCAUUUGCUCAUUGGUUAGUCUGGUUUAAGUCACCUGAAUAUUUUUGACAUUUUCUACCCACAAAAAACAGCACAGUGCUUUUAUUCUGCCGUCGGUAGCAGUGAUACCGUGUAAGAUGGUGAACCUCACACUCCACAGGAUGUUCUUAAAAUUAAAAUAUUCCUUAAAUCAUACACACAGGUGGGAAAAAAGCAGGUAAUCACAAAGGAGGAAAAAAAAAUACUCUAAAAGUCUUAGUUUUGACGGUUUCAGUUCAGGGGUGUGUCAGAGCUGACAGACUAUAAUCUAAUUGUUUGUGUGAACUGAAUGUUUAUAUUAAUGUGAGUGUGCUUCUUAGUGCAAUGUUGAACCUCUGUGCAAUAUUGAGAUUUUAAUUUGUUUUUUAUGUCUUUUACCAUUUCAUAUUUGGCAAACAUUAAUUUUAUUUGUGAAAGGUUGUGGGGUAGCUGUCUUAUAUUGGUAACCGAACAUGGUGUGAUAAGAUACUGGACGUACUUAACAUGUUUUUUGCUCUUGGAUCAAGACUGGCUUGAAGAUCAGGAUUUUUUGAAGUGGGAUUGUAUAAGGUAUUUAUCCAUAGAUGGUGUAUUACGUACAGUAGAUGUCAGUCGCGAUUCCCCCAGUUUGGAGAAGCAGGCUGGAAUCCAACAUGGAAGCUAAGCAGUAUACUGCUGUGAAGGGUCCCAGCUAAAACAGUCUUAAAAAGAGUUUUAAGUACACACUAUAUUUAGAAUAUUUUCACUGCUUUACCUUAAUGAAAGACAGUGAUUUACAACUGUAAAAUAAAGCUGU
Messenger RNA from Epinephelus lanceolatus (giant grouper), 4174 nucleotides. The record is from RefSeq and is a predicted model, not a curated record. Lineage: Eukaryota; Metazoa; Chordata; Actinopteri; Perciformes; Serranidae.